AGAUUUGUUACUGUUUGUUUAAGAAUUUUAACAUCUGAAGAAAAAACUAGCAACAAAUGAACUUGCCUAAUUGACCCUGAUUUAAUAAAAUGCAGCCUCCAAAUUAUCAGUAUCCACCCCAGGGCCCAAUGUCCAUGGAUCCUGUGUACAAUCAAUCCAACUAUCCACCACAUAAUUCUGCUGUUGGUGGAAAUGUUACUUAUACUCAUGGUGGUGCUUUACAAACAAGUAAACAUACCCCACCAGCUACAAGUGGAAGCAUACCAAGCCAACAACCACCCGUAACAUCGGUAAAUGGAUAUUAUAAUGGCCAUCAAUAUCAAAGCAACAAUAUGUAUCAUUCUGGACCACAAAUGAAUCCACCCCCUACUUCAUACAACCAACCAAUAACGUCACCACCACCAUUACCAAGUAAUACAAACUCUGGAAUGAACAAUCCCCCAGCAAGUGGGUAUCAACAAAACUAUCAACGUCCACCAACUUCAGAAUAUCCCCAACAACCUGGUUAUCCUGUAUCUGGUGCUGGAGAACCCCCUCGGCCAAACGAACAUUCAUAUUCCAAACCAAACCAACCCCCGUACCAACCUAUUCAUCAACAAAUGUCAAACAUGAGUAUUAACAACCAAAACCAAACCUUUAACCAGGCACCUGGAUCUUACAUGCCACCCCCAAGCACUCCUGGUUACAUACCUCCACCACAAACAAUUAACCCAACACAAUCUUAUCCACAACCUGGACCACCAGGAGCAGCAGGGGUUGCAAGGCCACCUAAUUACCCCAACCAACCAGUGACUGCACCACCAAAAAGACUUGACCCUGAUGCCAUGCCAAGCCCCAUACAAGUUAUACAAGAUGAUAAAAUAAACCGUGGAGGGGAAGGGUUCCGCACAGAAGGCAGAGGCUUGGUACCUCCAUUGGUGACCACUCAGUUCACUGUAGAAGAUAUGGGGAGUGUCAGCCCAAGGUAUGUUCGGUGUACAGCAUACAAUCUACCAGCAACUGCCGAUAUGGCCAAGAAUUGUCAAGUACCAAUGAGUUUAUGUGUGAAGCCAUUAUCAGCUUUACCUGAGGGUGAAUCUCCACCAUUUAUAGUUGACCCGGGCCCUGAUGGUCCAAUUCGAUGCAAACGAUGCAAGGCAUACAUGUGCCCACAGUUUACAUUCACUGAUGGUGGAAGAAGGUUUCAGUGUGUCCUGUGUAAUGCAAUCACAGAUACCCCACAUAGUUAUUUUGAUCACCUCGACCACAUGAACCAUCGUGUGGAUAAAUAUAGAAGGCCCGAGUUGUGCCGAGGUUCGUAUGAAUUCAUCGCAACAAAAGAUUAUUGUCGGAAUGAUAAGUUUCCACUUUCCCCGGCCUUUAUAUUUGCCAUUGAUGUUUCAUACAACGCAAUGAAGUCUGGUUAUGUUGACCUUCUGUGCCGACAACUCCAUACAUUGCUUGAUACUCUACCUAAAGAAGCACAUCAAGAGAAAUCCUCAAUUAGAGUUGGUUUCAUCACUUAUAACAAUGUCUUGCAUUUCUAUAAUUUGAAGAGUUCCCUGGCACAACCACAGAUGAUGGUAGUAUCAGAUGUUAAUGAUGUGUUCGUUCCAUUACAAGAUGGAUUCCUUGUUGAUCUUGAUCAAUCUAGGCAUGUGAUAGACAGUUUGUUGGAUCAAAUACCUGACAUGUUUCGUGACACUCGGGAAACUGAGCUUGUGUUUGCUCCGGUCAUUCAAGCUGUUGUGCAAGCACUCAAGUCGGCAGAAUGUGCUGGGAAGUUGUUCAUGUUCCAUACCAGUCUCCCAAUAGGGGAAGCACCUGGAAAACUCAAAAAUCGUGAUGAUCGGAAAUUAAUUGCAACAGACAAAGAAAAGGUUUUAUUCAACCCUGCAAGCAACUUCUAUGAGAAACUUGCAAAGGAUUGUGUUGCUCAAGCUUGCUGUGUGGAUUUGUUCUUAUUUCCUAACCAAUAUGUGGAUGUAGCAACCUUAUCGCAAGUCCCACAAUAUACAGGGGGACAGGUGUACAAAUACAACUUCUUCCGAUCUGACAUCGAUGGUUCUCGUUUCAUCAAAGAUUUUGCUCAUGACCUUCAACGUGACAUUGUGUUCGAUGCAAUCAUGCGUGUGAGAACAAGCACCGGUAUCCGCGCUGUCCAGUUCUAUGGUUCCUUAUACAUGGGUAACACCACAGAUGUUGAAUUGGCCGCCAUAGAUUGCGAUAAAGCCAUCCAAGUUGAGUUGAAACACGAUGAUAAAAUAGCUGAGGAAUAUGGGGCGUACGUGCAGAUUGCUCUGUUGUACACAUCAGUGAGUGGACAGCGUCGACUUCGUUUACAUAAUCUAAACUUGAGUGUAUGUACCCAGCUUGCUGAUUUAUACAGAUCUUGUGAAACGGAUGUUUUGAUGAAUUAUCUUGCUAAGAAAGCGGUUGUAUCUGCUCUACAAUCUUCAUCUGCAAAACUACGGGAAGAGUUGAUUAACCAGAUAUCGGUGACACUUGCCACGUAUCGUAAACAUGUGGCUUCACCCUCGUCACCGGGACAACUUAUCCUACCAGAGUGCAUGAAGUUGUUGCCUGUGUACUUGAACUGUUUAUUGAAGAACGAUGCCAUCCAUUCGUCACAUGACGUCACCACUGAUGAUCGAGCUUAUUUGCGCCACCUUAUUAUUUCCAUGGAUGUUUCGGACACACAAACAUUUUUGUAUCCACGUCUUAUACCAGUGUUCGGUGAAACUGUCUCGAUUGAGGGACUUCCCCCUGCUAUCCGUUGUUCUGAAGAGCGAAUGAAGGAGAAUGAAGCUUAUCUGCUUGAGAAUGCAGUUAGUUUGUUUCUAUGGAUCGGACAAUCUGUUGAUCCAGCCUGGAUACAAAAUGUCUUCGGUGUCCAAAGUGCGGCACAGAUUGAUAUUGACUUGGUCAACCUUGUUGUUUAUGAUAAUGAAGAUUCAAGAAAACUUCGUGAUCUGGUUGCUAAGUUACAAGCAUCACGAAAUCGUCAAAUGAAGUUCACUAUUGUACGACAACGAGAUAAAUUGGAGCCAUGGUUUAAACAUUUGUUGGCAGAAGACCGUGGAGCUGGUGGUGCUACUUCAUAUGUGGAUUUCUUAUGUCAUAUGCACAAAGAAAUACGAGCUUUGCUGAACUAGUCAUGAAAAUUAUUUUAACCUUUGUGUCCAAAUAUUUGAAUGUAUAGGCAAUCGUAUGUUUGGAUGGAUAAGAUAAAAUGCAAUUCCGACGCUGCAUAUUCUAUAACCAUUGUGCAAUAACAUUGUAUUAACUAUGGGACAACUAUUUCUGUUUUAUGAGGUCUCCUCGGUAAUAUAGAAGCAUAAGUUAUUUUCCGACCAUUAAUUAUGACGUCACGACCAUGUGGUGUUAGUUGUCAUUGGUGACGGAAUUCACAGAAGAUUGUGAUUGGUACACGGAUAUGUAUAGAUGCUCACUUGUAUAUAGGCCUUGCUUAUUUGACUUGAACGUUUUAUCGCCCGUUAAAAAAAAUAAAAGUCUAAGGUCGUAA
This is a messenger RNA of Ciona intestinalis (vase tunicate), 3505 nucleotides long. RefSeq names its product protein transport protein Sec24C. Gene Ontology annotation, molecular function: zinc ion binding; SNARE binding. Gene Ontology annotation, cellular component: endoplasmic reticulum exit site; COPII vesicle coat. Gene Ontology annotation, biological process: COPII-coated vesicle cargo loading; intracellular protein transport; endoplasmic reticulum to Golgi vesicle-mediated transport. NCBI's taxonomy places the organism in Eukaryota, Metazoa, Chordata, Ascidiacea, Phlebobranchia, Cionidae. The record is from RefSeq and is a predicted model, not a curated record.